AUGGCCGCUGUCAGCCGGCAGGUCCUUGACUGGCACCGCCUGGCCCUCCUGAGCCGGAACCAUCUGGCCCAGCAUCUGCUUCCUUUGCGAAGACAGAGACAGACUGCAGCUGCCUGGCUGCAUCCACUGACUGCAGCCGCUGGUGAGCGAAGCCAUGAGGAGGCAUCUGCUGUUGGAUCCAGAAAGUACACGCGGUGGCCAGAAUGCAGGACAGAUGUCCCUCGAGGUCUCCCAGAGAAGCCAAAGAGUCCUGUGAAAGAAGGGGCCGCGGGGCGGGAGGUCGUCACCCGGGCCCUCGUGGACAUGGGCUUCAACGAUGCCCACAUCGGAGAGCUGCUCAGCAUACAGCCAGGCCCCAGCCCCCAGCAGCUGCUGGGCAUCACCUCGGAGCUGAUCCUCUUGGGUGUGAAUCCAGAACCUGUGUGCGUGGCCCUGAAGAACAGUCCUGAGCUGCUGAAGCUGCCCAUAGAGUGGGUGAAGCGGCGUGCCGGUUACCUGCGGAAGCUGGGCCUCAGUGAAGGGAAGCUGAAGCGGGUGCUGCACUGUUGCCCAGAAAUUUUCACCAUGAGUCAGCGGGACCUGGCCAGCACUGUCCGGGUUCUCCAGGAGAAGUGCCUUUUCACCAUACAGCAGGUGACGGAAGUUUUGCACAGGUGUCCCUACAUUCUUCAAGAGAGCCCCGCUGACCUGGAGUACAAAUUCCAGUAUGCUUAUUUCAGGAUGGGGAUUAAGCACGCAGAUGUGGUGAAGACUGGCUUCUUGCAGUACUCUCUCAUCAGGAUUAAGCAAAGACACAUUUACCUGGAGCGCUUGGGACGCUACCAGACCCCUGAUAAGAAGGGCCAGACGCAGACCCCUAACCCGUUGCUCAAGGACAUCUUCAGAGUCUCUGAAGCCGACUUUCUGGCCAGGACAGCCUGCUCCUCUGCAGAGGAGUUUGAGGUUUUUAAGAAGCUGUUGGCUCGAGAGGAGGAAGAGGGGUGUGAAAGCUACGGGUCUGACCAUGACAAGAAUAUUGGCUUGGAUGAAUACACAGAUGCGGACUUCACAGAUGGAGAGCAAUGA
Molecule: messenger RNA, 1065 nt
Organism: Elephantulus edwardii (Cape elephant shrew)
Lineage: Eukaryota; Metazoa; Chordata; Mammalia; Macroscelidea; Macroscelididae
Gene: MTERF4
Product: MTERF domain containing 2
Exons: 4
Coding region: 1-1065 (354 amino acids)
Biological process (GO): mitochondrial ribosome assembly; regulation of DNA-templated transcription
Cellular component (GO): mitochondrion
Molecular function (GO): double-stranded DNA binding
Source: RefSeq, a predicted model, not a curated record